AUGAAUUCCUUUCUUUUGGCAACCGUCUUCCUCCAAUUUGCAAGUGCUUUGACCCUCUAUGGACACCCUGGAACAAGAUCUCCCCUCUGUAACUGGGGAGCUUUGGAAGUUGGAAUAGAUAUCAAGAUGGGGGACUUGUCCAAGAAUCCACAUCCGUUUGGCCAAAUUCCAUGCCUGACGGAUGACAAUGAUGUUCUUGUGUUCGAAUCGGGAGCGAUUCUGUUAUAUUUUCUAGACAAAACAAAAGAUAAGCUUUCUCCGUCCGAGGCCGCUGCUAUACAAAGUUAUAUUGUUUGGGCGAAUGCCUCGUUGGACGGAAUCUGUUUCUUGGAAACUCCCGACGGAAAAGUUUACGACACCGGCCUCAAGAAGCCAAACAAAAAUAUUGAUAAGUUGGACAAGAUCCUUGAGAAGCAACCAUUUCUGGCUAGCGAUCAGUUUACUUUGGCCGAUGUUGCUGUUGCAAGCUACCUCUUGUAUGUGCUGCAAUUCUUUCCAGGUGUGGAUAUUUCGCGAUGGCCAUAUGUCAAAGCGUAUAUGAAAGACUGUUGUAUUCGACCUGCCUAUGCCAAGGCGUUUGGCGAGAAGGUUCAAGGUCUAUUGCUCAGUCAGUUGGAAUCUGAGGCAACACCAAAGAAAUUGUUUGGUGUGUUCUGA
Molecule: messenger RNA, 657 nt
Organism: Cylindrotheca closterium
Lineage: Eukaryota; Bacillariophyta; Bacillariophyceae; Bacillariales; Bacillariaceae
Source: the annotation of a GenBank genome assembly